UAUUAACGCAUUGUGUUGUAUCCUUUUUUAAAACUGUGCAAUAUUUUGGUAAACAUAUGAUUGCGCAUAUGCUUGCCGCAAAACGCAACAUCUGACUGACACAUCUACAUUUGCAAACAAAGGUAAAGGUACAGGCACCACACGAGCGAAUGGUCAACCAUGUCUGACUCUGAAGUUAGCAACAUUUCGGAUAGUGGCUCUGAAGAUGGAUCUAUAUCCAAUAAGUCACAGCGGAGCACUCGGUCCAAGUCUGGAUUUCGGUCGAGAUCUCGCUCCAGAUCUAUGACCAGGUCUAGGUCUUCCCGAUCGCGAACCCGGUCCCAGUCGGCCCAUUCUGGAUCUGGAUCCGAUUCACCGCAGGCACGUGGACGUAGCAGACGCAAAAGCGAAGAAUCUGAAGAUGAGGAAGAACCGCCAGGCGAGGAUAUCGACUCUGAAGAGUACGAAGAGGAAGAGAAUGAAGAUGACCAUCCAAGAAAGAAGAAAAAGAAGGAACGUUUUGGUGGUUUUAUUAUAGACGAAGCCGAAGUGGAUGACGAGGUCGAUGAAGAUGAUGAAUGGGAAGAGGGAGCCAAUGAAAUUGGUAUUGUUGGAAAUGAGAUCGACGAAUUGGGCCCCACAGCUAGGGAUAUAGAAAUAAGACGACGUGGUACCAACCUCUGGGACACCCAAAAAGAAGAUGAAAUAGAGGAGUAUCUGCGUAAAAAAUAUGCUGACGAAACCAUAGCAAAGCGCCACUUUGGCGACGGUGGAGAAGAGAUGUCGGAUGAGAUCACACAACAAACUCUUUUGCCGGGAAUCAAGGAUCCAAAUUUAUGGAUGAUUAAAUGCCGCAUUGGAGAGGAAAAAGCCACUGCUUUGUUGUUAAUGAGAAAAUUCUUGACUUAUCUAAAUACCGAUGAUCCAUUGCAAAUUAAAUCGAUUGUUGCGCCCGAAGGAGUUAAAGGCUACAUCUAUUUGGAGUCGUACAAACAGACCCACGUCAAGACGGCCAUUGACAAUGUUGGUAAUCUGCGUAUGGGCAAAUGGAAACAGGAAAUGGUGCCAAUUAAGGAAAUGACGGAUGUCCUAAAGGUUGUCAAGGAACAAGUUGGCCUUAAGCAAAAGCAAUGGGUCCGUCUAAAGCGUGGUCUCUACAAAGACGAUAUUGCUCAGGUGGACUACGUUGAUUUGGCACAAAAUCAAGUGCAUCUAAAACUAUUGCCACGCAUAGAUUAUACGCGUAUGCGUGGAGCAUUAAGGACUACUGCUACGGAAUCUGAUGAUGCGAAGCGCAAGAAAAAACGACGUCCAGCCGCAAAACCUUUUGAUCCAGAAGCAGUCAGAGCCAUUGGCGGUGAAGUUCAUUCGGAUGGUGACUUCUUGUUGUUUGAGGGAAAUCGUUAUUCCCGUAAGGGAUUCCUUUACAAGAAUUUUACCAUGUCGGCCAUUUUAUCGGAUGGUGUUAAGCCUACAUUGGCUGAACUGGAGAGAUUUGAAGAAUCGCCAGAGGAGGUUAAUCUGGAGAUAAUGGGCACCAUGAAAGAUGAUCCAACUUCUGUUCAUUCAUUCUCCAUGGGUGACAAUGUUGAAGUCUGUGUGGGUGAUUUGGAGAACUUGCAAGCAAAGAUUGUUGCCAUCGAUGGGACUAUGAUUACGGUUAUGCCUAAGCAUCAAGAUCUGAAAGAUCCUUUAAUUUUUAAAGCCAGCGAAUUGAGAAAAUAUUUCAAAACUGGUGAUCAUGCCAGAGUUUUGGCUGGACGCUAUGAAGGCGAAACUGGUCUUAUCAUACGCGUGGAACCAUCACGUGUGGUCCUUGUCUCUGACUUGACAAACCACGAACUCGAAGUUUUACCUCGAGACUUGCAGCUCUGUUCGGAUGUGGCCACAGGUGUGGACUGUCUUGGUCAGUUCCAAUGGGGCGAUUUGGUACAACUUGAUUCCCAAAAUGUGGGCGUCAUAGUGCGUUUGGAGAGAGAGAACUUCCAUGUCUUGGGCAUGAAUGGCAAAUGUAUUGAAUGUAAGCCAACUGCUUUGCAUAAGAGGCGAGAGAAUCGUAAUACUGUGGCAUUGGAUGCCGAUCAGAAUCAGAUACGUCGACGGGAUAUUGUCAAAGUUAUGGAGGGACCGCAUGCAGGACGUUCUGGAGAAAUCAAACAUCUGUAUCGCAGUUUGGCAUUUUUGCAUUGCCGGAUGUACACAGAGAACGGUGGCAUUUUCGUGUGCAAGACACGUCAUCUUCAGCUUGCCGGCGGCAGCAAGACUAAUGUGAACAAUGCUGGUAAUUUGGGUGGCUUGGGUUUCAUGUCGCCACGCAUACAAUCGCCCAUGCAUCCAUCUGGUGGACGGGGUGGACGUGGUGGUGCACGUGGCGGAAGGGGAGGCUUCCGUGUGACUCGAGAUCGUGAGAUUUUAGGAAAAACUAUAAAGAUCAGUGGCGGACCAUAUAAAGGUGCGGUGGGUAUUGUCAAGGACGCUACGGAGAGCACAGCUCGCGUUGAAUUGCAUACAUCGUGUCAGACGAUUUCUGUGGACCGCAACCACAUUGCCAUUGUGGGUGUGCCUGGCAAGGAGGGCAGUGUAUCCACAUAUGGACGUACUCCAGCACGUACUCCGGGCUAUGGAGCACAAACUCCAAGCUACACCGCUGGUGGCUCCAAAACUCCAUUGGUUGGCAGUCAGACACCAAAUUGGGAUUCGGAUACUCGGACUCCUUAUGGUACAAUGACUCCGUCGCACGAUGGCAGCAUGACGCCACGUCAUGGUGCUUGGGAUCCAACGGCAAAUACAACGCCAGCUCGAAAUGCCGAUUUCGAUUAUUCAUUGGAAGAGCCCAGUCCAAGUCCUGGUUACAAUCCAAGCACUCCUGGCUAUCAGAUGACAUCUCAGUUCGCUCCGCAAACGCCUGGCACCCUAUAUGGGUCAGAUAGAAGCUAUAGUCCCUUCAAUCCAAGUCCCAGUCCAGCUCCUUCUCCGUUCCCAGUAGGAUAUAUGAAUACGCCAUCGCCAUCAACCUAUUCGCCGAAUACACCAGGAGGCAUACCACAAUCGCCAUACAAUCCCCAGACACCUGGAGCCAGUUUGGACUCCUCCAUGGGCGAUUGGUGUACCACUGAUAUUGAAGUUCGGAUUCAUACACACGACGAUACCGAUCUUGUCGGACAGACUGGCGUUAUCCGCACAGUCUCAAAUGGCGUGUGCUCUGUAUUUCUACGACAGGAAGAUCGCAGUGUGUCCAUUGUUAGUGAACAUUUGGCACCAGUGCCACCUAAUAGCGGAGACGAAUUCAAGGUCAUCUACGGCGAAGAUAGAGAGUCUGUUGGCAAAGUUCUAUCCAAGCAGGAAGGGGACGUCCUUGUCUGCAAGGUUAAUGAUGAAGUGAAGAUGAUUCCAAUUAAUCAUUUGUGCAAGAUGAAAUCAAUUGAUUAAUUUCACAAUUCAAAAUAAUGUUUAUCUACUUGUUUUCAAAAAUUACAACAGGAAAUAUUAAUUUACAAUUAAAUAACUAUCAAUUUUGCCCGUUUAUCGCUUGAAUGUUGCAUCAGAAAAAAAAUAAAUAAAUUACAAAUUACACAUAGAUAAAGAAA
Molecule: messenger RNA, 3566 nt
Organism: Drosophila willistoni
Lineage: Eukaryota; Metazoa; Arthropoda; Insecta; Diptera; Drosophilidae
Gene: Spt5
Product: transcription elongation factor SPT5
Exons: 11
Coding region: 160-3408 (1082 amino acids)
Biological process (GO): regulation of transcription by RNA polymerase II; transcription elongation by RNA polymerase II; regulation of DNA-templated transcription elongation
Cellular component (GO): DSIF complex
Molecular function (GO): protein binding; mRNA binding
Source: RefSeq, a predicted model, not a curated record